CAAAAAGGCCAAUAGGGCGACGAUGGAAACAAAUUAAAUUAGAUUGUUUGCAGUGUUAAAAAUGUUAGUGUGAUGGGUUUGUGUUAAGAUCUGACAUGUGAUCCGUCAAAGGAUUCUUUGUUCAACACCGACGACAUAUAAUAAGUGAUGAAACAAGUCCAAAGGCCUUGUCACUCUUGAUGCGAGAAAGGAUCCGGUAGUGGCGCACAGAAGGACCAUUUUACAUCGAAAAGCUCGCGCCGUGCACAGCAUUAGUUUCUGUCAUUUGAUUUGGUUAGCAGCUGUGGUAUCAGAAAAAUGUCUAUAGGAUUGUUUUUCAUGUUAAUCUCUUUCUUGUGACAGACAAUUCCUUGGUGAACACACAGGCUCACACAAUGUCCAAACGACUGCAAGGACUAUGGCUAUUACUUGUCGCUUUCACAGUAUUCCAAACGACUCUUUCGUUAGAUUUCAAAUAUUACAGCUAUAACGAGAUGUAUGCAACUGUUAGGAACAUCACUUCUGGCUGCAAAGAGAUUUCCCGUGUUUACACAAUAGGAAAGACAGUGCAAGGUAGAGAUUUGGUUGUCGUAGAAUUCAGCGACAAUCCUGGCAAACAUGAGAUUUUGGAACCAGAAUUUAAGUAUGUUGGCAAUAUGCACGGAAAUGAAGUAAUUGGGAAAGAACUACUGCUUCAUUUGGUUAAUGAAAUCUGCACAACUUACAAAAGAAAUAGUACUAUCAUGAACUUGGUUAGAAACACUCGCAUACACAUUUUGAUAACAAUGAAUCCAGAUGGCUUCAUGGCUGCAAAAGAAGGCAUGUGUGUCGGUGUUACUGGGCGCCCAAACGCAAACGGAUUUGACCUUAACAGGAAUUUCCCGGAUCCGUUUUACAGUCGAACGUACCCGAUACAGCCCGAAACAGAAGCAAUUAUGAAAUGGCUCAAGGCAUACCCAUUCGUCUUGUCUGCAAACCUUCAUGGUGGCGCCAUAGUUGCCAACUACCCUUACGAUAACUAUCGAAAUGGCAAAGGUACCUCCGGUUUUUAUGCGAAGAGUCCGGACGAUACAUUUUAUAGACAUAUUUCAACUGUCUACGCCGAACACAAUGCCAGAAUGCGCAGUGGAACUGCAUGCUCUGGCGACAAUUUCCCAGGAGGCAUAACAAAUGGCGCUCAUUGGUACUCACUUGCCGGUGGAAUGCAAGAUUACAACUACCGCUAUACCAAUUGUUUUGAAAUCACACUGGAGCUGAGCUGCUGCAAAUACCCGUCUAACACAACGCUCAAAACGUUCUGGGACGAAAAUAAGGAAUCACUCAUUGCCUACAUGCAGCAGGUUCACUCUGGAGUUAAAGGAUUGGUUACUAAAAAUAACGUUACAUUGGAAAACGCUGUAGUCAGAGUUACGAAAAUUGAUAAAACAGUGAACACAACCAAAGAUGGCGAGUAUUGGAGGCUAUUACCUCCAGGCAGAUAUGAAAUGUCUGUUGAAAACUGUGUUAAAAUGGUAACAGUUCGAAAGGGGCAGGUAGCAAGGCUUGAUUUUGAGUUGGCCCAGUGUUCCACUAACGGAGUUGUCACGCUUGCCAAAGGUAGUGCCCCAUUUUCGCUUGGUACAAUUUUGGUCACGGUAUACCGGCUGCUUCUCUGAUAGAUUUACAGAAAGAAUGAGCAGCUCAUGAUGUCUAGCUUCUUACUUGUUCUGCAGACGAUCUUUUGGAAUUCGUAUCACUUAUUGUUAAUAAAAACUAUGUACAUGAUUAGAAUUGUAAAGAUUAUCGUUGAACGAUAUUUUAUGAUUUAUUCACAAUGAAUAGAAUGAGGUUUCCAUUAAACGGUUUACACAACCUUAUUCUAUGAUUUUUCCACUGAAACCUCAAAAUAACCUUAAUUUGAUUACUGUUGACAUUGAUUUGAAAAUUCCAGUAGGAGAGCUAAAUCCCUACACGGGUUUUUUAAUUUUACAAGAGAGACUUUUAAUAUAUUUCAAAACAAAGACAUUUUGGUUGAAUUAGUUUAUUAUCAGUUCAAGUUAUAAAUCGUGUCACAUUCUUCAUUUGCUUAUCUCCUGUGGUAAGUGAUGUUCGGCUCCUUUUUUAUUUGUUCUUGACUUGGUCGCAUAUAUUUUUCUCAUGUCCUUAAUAUUGUUGUAUCUAGUUGGAAAAUCAUUGGAAGUAGAUCAGAUGUAUCUAUAUCGAAAUUGCACUAUAAUAUGAGCUGAACAUUGCUUUCAACAAAAUUGAUUUUAGGAAAUGUAUAUCAAAAUAUUUGUCGAUUAAUUUUUAGUAGUUUGUCUUUUUUUAAUUUUUUUAUUAUACAUGAUAAAAGUGAGAUGAUUUUUUAUGCCUUCAAAAAAAGGUUUAACUUACUUUGUAGAAGCAUUUUUUUAGUUUUUUAAACAAAAUUUUGAGAAAUUUGAUGGAUUUGAUUGGAAUGCCUUUAUAAUGUUAUUUUUUUCAUUAUAGUUUUCUUCCCUAUAUCAGAAGACUUCAGUUAUCAAAUAAACAUCAAAUUAAAAUCAAAUGUGAAAUAAUUUAACAAAUUCUGUCAAAAGAUUAAUCCUCAAGCACAGCAUAGCGCAGUACAGAGCAAACUCGUACACCACAAUACAUUACAGCACACUAAAGUGCCGUACCGCAUCAUAAGACAAAGAACGUUAGAGAACCUUGCAGAACGAUAACACACAGUAUGGUACAGAAAAAAAAACGUUCAUUAGAGUAAAGUACGAUAAAGUACAGUAUCAUAAGAUACCGUACGGUAAUGUGGAUACAGUACCAUAAGUACAGUACAAUAAGGUACAGUAUGUUACAGCACCAAACAGGAAGAUAACGUACAGUAAAUUCAAAACGAGAAAUUUACACUACAGUACAGUACGAUAACGUGAAUUACGAUACCGUACAACAUCAUGUAGUUUGGUACAGCACGACAAAGUAUAGGACAGUGCAGAACAGUAAGGUACAAUGCAGUGUAGUAUGACGACUUAUAGUGCGGUACAGUAGGAUGAUGUGAAGUUCAUGCAGAAUGAUAACGCACAGAACGAAAACAGGACCAUAAGCGAAGAUAACGUACAGUAACAGUAUGGUACAAAACGAAAAACGUUCACUACAGUAGAGUACGAUAAAGUAUAGUGCGAUACCGAACAAUAUCAUGUAGUUUGGUACAGUACGACAAAGUUUAGGACAGUACAGAACAGUAAGGUACAAUACGAUGCAAUAUGAUGAUGUAUAAUGUGGUGCAGUAGGAUGACGUGCAGUCCACUCAGAGCAGUCACACAGAACUGUACAAAACGAGAUAGAUUCAUUACGGAAUUACAGUUCCAUAAGGUGCAGCACCGUACAAGACAAUAAUAUUUAGUACAGUAUGGUAGGAUAAUGUGCAGUGCGGUACAGAGCAAUAACAUGCAGUACCAUAAGGUACGUAAUAGUUACAGUUCGAUACAAUAUGAUAACGUAUAAUAUGAUACAGUAGGAUGAGUUGCAGUACGCUACAAAAAACGAUAACACACAUUACGGUUAGAACGAAAAACUUUUAGUAUGGUAAGUGCUAUACCACAAAGAAGAGUAUGAUCGGCAUAGCAUCACUGUCGAUCAACGUUGGUCGAAUUUUGAUGCACAAAUUGUAACCGAAUUGUCGAUCAAGCUAACCGCUAGAUAUCUACUAUUUAUUCAGUAGAAUCUGGGUUUCACAUGAAACGCCAUCGGUGUUGUUCCUGAAAGUAAUGGAUAUAUUUUAUCAACUCCGUUAUUUUGAAAGUUAGCAAUUUGGAUAAGUAAGACACCCUCUUUUUGCUCAUUGUCUUUCGGAAUGUUUACUGAGAUUAUCAAGAAGCAACUGCUCUCCAGUCUCAGAUUUUCCAAAAACAAAAGAUUGCUUAUCUUUAUGCUUUUCAACAAUCGAGCGUGCUACUUUGAAUGUUACACUACCCUGUCCCAAAUCAAAGGACUGGUUAUCACUUUAACUUUGUAACCUGCAGUAUCCACUCUCUUCCUCUCAUACACACAUAAAUUAGAAAUGGAGGCCAGUCAUCACCUGCGCUCGCUAAAGCCCUGGCAAAACGACUAAACAUUUCAUUAAACAUUUCAAUAAACUUUUGUUUAGCCAAAAGUUUAGUGAAAGGUUUAGACGUUUUGCCACCCUGUUUAGUGUUGCUUAGUCGUGUUGAGUGUUGUUGAGCAAAGUUCGAUACUGGUCAAGAAUGUUUAGCGUUGUUUAGUGCUGUUUAGCAAAUGUUUAGUCGUUUUGCCACCAAUUAAACAUUUGUUAUGACCGCGCAGGCGCUCUAGCUGUGGAAAUCCAAAGGUUUUCGUCGGUUUUCGUUGGUUUUCCUGUCUCUACGUGACCCAAAAAGCCUUUAUGAGACAUCUGCAUAUCUCGUUGUACGCAACUGUGUCAUCUUCAACAGUCAACUUUGUUGUCAAUGUGCUAAAAAGUCUUUUCUCUUCCCGUCGCUUCAUCCAAUUCUUAUUUUUAUCCACUGCUUGUGCAUGCAAAAAAUAAACCAAAAGCAAAUUCCUAUGCAAGAUCCCCUACAACCACCCAACAGCGUCAUAGACAGCUCGCAGUUCAAGAAGGUUGAGUGAAGUUUAGUGGAAAAUUUAGUCACGUUUUGCCACCCUCGCUAAACUUCGCUCAACUUCACUAAACAAAAGUUGAGUGAAAUGUUUAGUGAGAGGUUUAGUCGUUUUGUCAGGGCUUAACACGCAGCCAAAGUGAUAUCAUGUGACACAUAUGAGUCAUUGCCAAGACUACUUGUAGCGCAUGUGCAAGUGGUUUAUGAUGAAACUGCUGUACCGCAGCGUAGUUGUGCUUAAGAUGAUAAGGUGAUGAACGUUGACACAGUAACUUUCCUCGAGUUGAUUCGUUUUGCAAAAGGACCCUUGCAUAAAACCAGGGUACUUGUAAGUCAAAAUGAGCAAAUAAAAUAGACUGAGUUCUAUCAGAACCUUUCUUCGAUCCAAGAUUAAAACAAUAUCAAGGUAAAAUACAGCAAAAUGUUAGCAUUAGUAAAAUUUCAAAAUCAUAAAAUCCCAAGCAUUACGAUAACUUGCACUAACAGUUUGAUAAUGUAAUUGCAUUUAGAAUAGUCUAUAAACAUGAAAAUUACAUUAUUUAAAAACUCAUGCUGCAAAAGUUUAAACAAGAAUGGCGCAUCUAGAAAGCAAAGUUUCUUGUUUUUUUAUCCACCAAACAGCUGAAUAAGAAUUACUGGAACUUGCCAUUUGCAGUUGCUAGGAAAUUUAGGAUAACUACUAGGAACUAGAGAAUAGAAACUUUUACAACAAAGAUUGUUAAUAUCUCUCAACAGCAACCUCUGCAUAAGAACACAACAAGAUUAGUAACUACAAAAGAAGUCGUACACUAAUUUUUUUAUAAGAAACAGUUAUGAUGUCAUGAAUAAUGUUAUGAGAUGUUAGUGACCUUUUUUAUCACGUCGAAAUUCGCUUCCGUUCUGAUGUUGUAUUUAGAUAUGGGAAGUGUAUUUUUAUCCCCUGUGUCCUAAGUUCUACGCCAACAGGAAAAUCAUGUUCUUGGAUUUUUCAAAAUUUUCUCAGUUUUAUCACGAUUUAAUAGUUUCUUAUUUUUUUGCUUCGAGUACUGAAGUUUCUUAAUUUUUUCUGACUGUUCGGUACUUGUUUCUCAAAACUAUUUUCUUAUAAAAAAUGAGUGUAUUAGAAAGAUAAAUAAGAUAUUUAUCUGCCAACUGCAUUUGCUUCAAUACUUCAGUAAUACUUGCUUUACUAGCUGAAAUAGAUGAGUGAAGUGGUGUUUUCGUGUGUGAGUGUACGCUUGAUCCUUCGCUAUUCUAUUUGGUGACAGUUCUAGAAUCUUUUUGAACGAAACUUUUGCUGACUGACCAGUACUCAUUUCUUAUAGCCAGUUUCUUAUAAAAUAAAUGAGUGUAACAAGCAACUUUUCAAACUUUAUUUUGAACACCGUAAACGUUGGCAAAUACAAAAGGAAAUGUUGAGUCGUCCUCAUGUAUCCGUGGUAGCAGAUUCCUUCAAGACCAAGAUAUCUUUGUUAUUUUCUGAAUCCAACUUAAAUAGCUGGUUGACGGUUUCCAAUGUCUCGCGAUCCUUGGUUUCGGCCAAAACAAGAAGCAGAACGGAGCUUAAAAGAGACAGUGCACCCAUCAGGGAAAACGGUAACAUGACGUGGAAGACUCUCAACCAUUUUGCAAUCCAGGGAGCCAGUGCCGAACCAACACGAGCUGUUAUUUGUAAGAAGCCCAUUCCUUCACCCCUGAAAUAGAAGGCAAUAUCUUUUAGAGAAACCAGUGAUAGAGGUAUGAGUACUGGUUGUUUUGGAGUUGCCGUUGAAUGUAUUUUUCGGUGUAAGAUGCUAGAGUGGAAAGUAGGGCAUUCACUGCAUUCGUUUCUGUCUGGGCAGGGAGGGUGAAGAUCGAAGAUUCAAGACUUGGUUUCAUGUAGAAAUGACAAAUUAAACCCCAGAAUUCUUUACAAAUAGGCAGCUGUACCCCCAACAUACUUUGGCGUCCAAAGAAACAAAAAGAAUUUUAUAAGUGGGGGGGGGGGAGAGAAAAUGCAGGCAAAUAAAGGGUACCUCUUUUAUGAAAGGUAACAGGCGAAGGGCCUUCACAGUGGCGGAUUUAAGGGGGCAACUAGGGGCAGUUGCCCCUUCCUUGACGAGUUGCAGCAAAUCUGGCUCUCCUUUUUUGGAAAUUGUGGGCCCCUUUUGAAGAAUGCGAAUCAGGUGAAAAGGGUUCUGAGAUCGCUGGGUUAAUUUGUUUCAAGGAUUACCUUAAAGUUAUGUUGUUUAUUCCAAAAUGGACCUGAAAUUGUUGUAUACAGCGUACUCUUGUCACUAAUUCUUGAAAAUUUGUCAGCGCCCCCACUACCAACUGCCCCUCCUUCAAGUUUGCUCUGGAUCCGCCCCUGGGCCUUCAGGUCCCUAUUUCUCAGUUUACAACAUGUUUGUUAAAAUCUUGGCAAAGUGGGGUUGCUUUGCCUUUUCACCCGUAUAGUUGCAAAGAUACCUGGGGUGUCUAUAAAUUUAUUUUUUUAAAAACGUACGCCUAACUAGGCAAAAUUUCUUAAUUUACAAGAUCGUCUGCUAUCAAACUCUAUCUCUGCUUGAAAGUGCUUUCUAUUUCCAUUUUUGCCACAUGGCCUAAAAGUCAAUCUAGCGAUAUUGAUACCAAAUGCUAGUUCCUAUCAUGCAGUAGGCAGCAACGUUGUUUUUCCUUCAUUACUAACGACCCAUUUAAGAAACUGUGAAGGAAUAAACAUAUUUUACGCACCUGAUGGACGUUGGGUACAAUUCCAAAGACCAGACGUAUAUGGAGUUAAAGGACCACGUGAUCCAGAACUUCCCUAGCAAGCCUGCUGUUACUGUAAGAGCUUUCCACUCUUAAAUGAAGAAUCAAAAUGUAUAUUAUUAAAGACCUUUGAAUUAUUUUAGACAAAUCGUUUUUGCUGAGCGUCAAGAGAAGCUCAAGUUUCGAGUAAAAUUUUAAAUUUGUUUCAAGGCAGAAAUUUCUGCGUUAUUCAACUAUCGUUUGCAAUGCAGCCAAAAGUUUAAUGUUGCAUUUUAUUUUUUUCAAGUAGUGUAGAAAAAUAGAUAGGAAAACAAAAUCCAAAGGUACCAACUUUUUUGUUUGUUAUCUGCACUCAUCAUUCCUCCAACAAUACAACAGAAUAUUCCUGCAAGUGUUAAAGAAACGACCACAGAUUUCUUCCUUCCAAUUCUAGAAAAAAAUUGCUAUCAGUUCAAAUUUGAGGUUCCAUUGGUAUCUAAAAAUGAUUAUAGCAUUUUCCAGUAAGUGUGUUGUAAUUAUACACCUAACCGUUUUUGCAAACAAGGGGCUAUGAAUGAACACUCUCUAUAUCCUUUCCCCCUCCAAUACUUUAGAACCGACAUAUAAUAAAGUGAUCCCCUCGAAACACAAAGACUAGCAUAUCCCCGUGAGUCCCAGAAAAUCAAGUCUACCCGUUGAUAGAAGCUCUCUAGAAUAUUAAAGGUGAACUGACACGCAAAAUUAACUUGACCUCAAAUGAAAGCAUAUCGAGCAUAAAUGCCUGAUACAUUAUUAUUUUUUUAAUAUUCAACACAGUUUUCGAGUUAUUGAGCGUCAAAGUUAGCCACCGAACAUUUUCCGAGCACGGACGAGUUUGCCCGAGCCUUCCGCAUAGUCGUGAUGUCACAAACACCAUGUUCACAUCACUUGAACAACACGGCAGUCUGGAAGGCGGUACUUUCAUGACUUUGCAGAUGAGCAUCGAUACAUUAAUUGAGUAGGUUUUGGCUCCAUUUCGACAACCUAAUUGGAAAACAGAUUAUGACUCCUUUACGAACCUUUCAUAAUAAGGUUUGCAAGAAUAUCGUAUUAUUCAACGCGUUUGAGGCCCUUCCUCCGUCUUGCAGGACCCAGUGUGUGGCGGGCCAACAUAUCGUAUAAUGGUAGCGAUAAAUAUAUUGACAGGAUUUUUAUUUUCUGGAAACCUAAGUAAAAUACUUUUAUUUUGUUUAAUACGGCUGCUGUUAGACUAAUUUAUCAGCAGCACCCCCCCCCCCCCAAGUUAAUUUCGGUCUUUGAUCCUGGUUAUCUUCAAAUACGCAGUAAAGAUUUAGUAAAGAUUUUGAAUUUAAGUCACUCAUUUUCGUUUUUUUUAUUCAAUCACAUGAAGAAUUUUCAGGGGUUAAGAACCUGGUACGAUCGAGUCGCUAUUUGCAGGAAAACAACUUAGUAAAAUUUUCAACUCCCAGGCCGCUGCACUCCUAUAACUCGGGUGAACCGAUGAGUUUGCAAACCCAAAAUAAAAUGACGUUCAUGAUUUAUAUGGAUGUAGAAAUAAUCUAUCGAAGUAAUAAUAUAUUGAAUUUAUUCGAAAAAGAAGCUAGAUUCAUGACAAAAUGAUAAGAUUCUUACAUUCGUCCGCAUGAUUGACUUCAGAAUUGAGAAUUUCUUCGAGCAGCUAAAAAUGCCUAUUCCUUCCAAACUUCAAUUCCAUCCUAACAUAACGCAGUACCAGCCAGCACAUAUCCUUCAUAUAUUUCAUUAGCAUCGAAUUUUCAUUAUCUUGGAUCAAAGGCUACGUAGAUCUCCUCGAAUAGUAACUGAACAAGAUGAACUGAACUGUCCAGUCCGUGCGUGAUUUCCAUUCAAGGGAUAAAAACAUGGUGUUUGUGACGUCACACGCACUGGGAAACAUGAAAUGCCGACAAUGGUCGAACACUCGACGAUAAUUUCAUGACAUUUAGAGCGGAAUUGCGUCAAAACGGACAAUAAUAAUUAACCGAAAACUUGAAAUUAAGAUUCCAUGCAUCGUUUUCUACAUUAUAUCAAAAAGUAGUUUUGCCUGUCAGUUCACCUUUAAGGCACACAUGUUUAUGAACCCCUCCAAAACACCAGUCAACAGGACCAACAUAUUCACAGAGACCCUCCAAGACAUUGGAGACUGCAUGCGCACAAAAGCCCUUCAAAACCAGUACCUGCAUUGCAUUUUGACUGGGGUUCUCAAAACACUGGGAUCUACAAUACCUUUUCCAGAGGAAGAAAUGUUGUUUUACUGGACCUUGAGAACUGACAUAGAUGUUUGAAGACUUUUGACAGGGAUUUUAGAUACUCAAGGAUACACAGAAGUCCUCCAAGACAAAAGUUCACUUCCUCUAGACCACAACAAGUGUGAACAGUAAAUUAUAGCUAAAAAAUUGAUGAUCAGAUGGCAAAGAUUUUUUCGAUUCAUUUUUGAAGAGAAUGAGGUGUUACCUGUUCAUGCAUAAAACUGAUAGUAGCAAAGCAGGAAUUUCAAUCAACAUUGCCAAGAUAAAAUCCCGGUACAUUUCACCACUAAGAUCACUAACUCCCAAUGAGACACCGUAGUAAACGGCUGCAUUGGCACACCUAUUAAUAUAAAACAGAAAUGUGUUAUUUUUCAGUCAUAUAGCAAAGUUAGAAUUGAUAUAGAAUCAAAAUUUGUCACACUGGGGUUUGCUGGCGUACUGUGGUAUAAUAUUCAGACUGGGGCAUACUACCCAUUUUAGGGCAUACUAGCCACAAUGGAGUUACUAGGCACACUGGAUAAGCGCAAAAUAGAUUUUUACUGGAAAGACAUACCAUGCGACACCUUGAACAGCAGAAAAAUGAAACAUCUUCAGGGGCCUAAAUAAAUCAAGGAUUCCGUGCUUUUUCUCAUCAACAUCUGCCUUUGGUAGUGGCUCAAGCUCUAGUUCGGCUGGGAGAGUCUUUUUGUUUAUUUUUGCUGCCUUCUUUAGAAUAUCAAUCACUUCUUUGUGGCGUCCCUGGAAGCGAAGCCAACGCAUCGAUUCUGGUAUGAAA
Molecule: messenger RNA, 10283 nt
Organism: Rhopilema esculentum
Lineage: Eukaryota; Metazoa; Cnidaria; Scyphozoa; Rhizostomeae; Rhizostomatidae
Product: carboxypeptidase D
Biological process (GO): protein processing; peptide metabolic process
Molecular function (GO): zinc ion binding; metallocarboxypeptidase activity
Source: RefSeq, a predicted model, not a curated record